CGGCGCGCGCGCAGUUCACGGCGCGAAGUCGCGACGCGCAGGCCGCGAGCCGAACGGAACGAACUACAUUUUUCGCGUGUUUUAUUACGUCACGAGGAUUCAUCGUUAGACGAAAACGUCAAACGCCUCAAGGUUAGAGGGCAUCGACAGCGAGACUCGUGAGAACACAUAACAAUGAUAAUAAUCAGAACACUUUAACAGUGCAAGACUUUCGAACUUUGGCUACAAUUCUAGUGACAAUUGUGUAUUUUUUAAAAAGUGAUCAAGUGAUUCACCCAGGCGACUUGACUGUUGUAUUACGCAGUAAGUGUUGUAAGCGAAGGCCGUAAAGCCUUCAGGAAGUUUGUGUUUGGAAGUGAAAACACCUAUAAUCGUCAGCAAUGAACAUUCGAGAAACGCGAAACCACUUCUUGACUAGCGAGUGCCAUGUUGCUUAACAUGUCGCCGCUGCGGCAAAUACCACCAAACACAAAUAAACCAAAACGAAGAAGCAAACCCCCAGACAAAUACAAAAAUAUAAACGGAUAAUCAUAAAUAUCCUAGUCUUUAUUAUAAUAUAAAAAAAACCAAAGCUUAUUUUACACUGUGAUACUGACGACACAUCGUACCUUAAAAGUUAUCUAUGAUAGAUUCGAAAUUUAAAAAUGGGAGUCCAUGUGCUUCUAGCUUCUACAGCGCUGAAAACAAUCAGUGUGACUGGGCUGUGGUUAAUACCGCUACUUCUAGGAGCACUUACUUACCACAACUACAAUUCUUAUGACCCAGAAGCGAAGGUUUUAGACAAAGAGCCCAAAAGAGAAUAUGAUUUUAUAGUUGUUGGCGGAGGUUCAGCUGGCGCUGUUGUAGCCAACCGGCUAACUGAAGUGAUGAAUUGGAACGUUCUGUUAUUGGAAAGUGGUCCAGAUGAGAACGAAAUCACCGACGUCCCUUCAUUAGCUGGUUAUCUCCAGCUAACGAAGUUAGACUGGCAAUACAAGACGGAGCCUACAUCGUAUGCUUGCUUGGGGUUCAAAAAGCGCAGAUGCAGUUGGCCACGUGGCAAGGUCCUUGGCGGGUCCAGUGUCUUGAAUUACAUGAUUUAUGUUCGUGGAAACAAAUAUGAUUUCGAUCAGUGGGAGUCCUUUGGAAACCCAGGAUGGAGUUACCGAGAUGUUUUAAAAUAUUUCAUUAAAUCCGAAGACAACAGAAAUCCAUACUUAGCUAAAAGUAAAUACCACGGUAGAGGAGGAUACUUAACUGUCCAAGAGGCACCUUGGAGAACUCCUCUGGUGGCUGCUUUCGUUGAAGCGGGUGUAGAAAUUGGUUAUGAAAAUAGAGAUAUAAACGGAGCUGUUCAAACAGGAUUUAUGAUAGCCCAGGGUACUAUAAGACGCGGUUCAAGAUGUAGCACAGCAAAAGCUUUUCUAAGACCUAUUCGUACGAGAAGAAACCUCGAUGUAUCGCUAAAUACACAAGUGACAAGAAUCUUAAUAAACCCUGUAACAAUGAAGGCCUACGGAGUGGAAUAUAUAAAAAGAGGAAUGAAGAGAGUCGUUUAUGCGAAGAAAGAAGUAAUUUUGUCGGCUGGAGCUAUUAAUAGUCCGCAAUUAUUAAUGUUGUCAGGAAUAGGGCCUAAAGACCAUUUGAGAAAUGUCGGAAUAAGAGUGCUAAAAGAUUUACCUGUUGGUGAAAAUCUGCAAGACCACGUUGGUGUUGGUGGGUUAACGUUUCUAGUCGAUAAACCUGUGGCCAUUGUUCAAAAUCGCUUCCAAGCAUUCCCCGUAACCAUGAAUUAUGUGAUAAAUGAACGAGGACCUAUGACUGUUCUUGGAGGUUUAGAGGGAGUAGCUUUUGUAAAUACUAAAUACGCAAAUAGCACUGGUUUGUGGCCUGAUGUUCAAUUUCAUAUGGCACCUGCGUCAUUUUCUUCUGACAACGGACAAAUCGUUAGAAAGAUUCUUGGCCUUACUGAUGAAGUUUACGAUACUGUUUACAAGCCCAUCGCAAAUAAAGAUGCCUGGACUAUAAUGCCGCUUUUACUGCGUCCAAAUACUCGAGGUUACGUCAGAUUGAAAAGUUCAAACCCAUUUCAUUAUCCGAUUAUGAAUCCACGUUACCAUGAAAAUGCUUUAGAUGUAGCUAGAUUAGUAGAAGGAAUAAAAAUAGCAUUAAAAGUAGCCAAUGCUUCUCCAUUUAAGCAAUUCGGUUCUAGGUUAUAUAUGAAACCACUGCCGAACUGCAAGCAAUUUAAGUUCAUGUCUGAUGAGUAUAUAGAGUGUCAAGUGAGAACUAUAUCAAUGACGAUAUAUCAUCAAUGUGGAACAGCAAAGAUGGGACCUGAAUGGGAUAAAGAGGCUGUUGUUGAUCCUAGGUUAAGGGUAUAUGGUGUAGAAGGAUUAAGAGUAAUCGAUGCUAGUAUUAUGCCUACCAUAGUUAGUGGAAAUACUAAUGCAGCUGUUAUCAUGAUCGGAGAAAAAGGAGCCGAUUUGAUAAAAGAGGACUGGUUGAGUGGGAAACAUCGGUGACGAAAAUUUAAAACACAUUUUAUGUUACCAGUAAUGAUAAUAUUUUAAGUACUCCUAUUUUGCCAAAUGUAUUACUGCUUGUAAUCAUAAACAUUAAAAUAUUUUAUAAUUUAUUGCUGUAUAUUGCU
Messenger RNA from Galleria mellonella (greater wax moth), 2632 nucleotides. RefSeq names its product glucose dehydrogenase [FAD, quinone]. Lineage: Eukaryota; Metazoa; Arthropoda; Insecta; Lepidoptera; Pyralidae. Bases 645 to 2504 code for a protein of 619 amino acids. The transcript is spliced from 5 exons. Gene Ontology annotation, molecular function: oxidoreductase activity, acting on CH-OH group of donors; flavin adenine dinucleotide binding. The record is from RefSeq and is a predicted model, not a curated record.